Molecule: messenger RNA, 378 nt
Organism: Zasmidium cellare ATCC 36951
Lineage: Eukaryota; Fungi; Ascomycota; Dothideomycetes; Mycosphaerellales; Mycosphaerellaceae
Exons: 2
Coding region: 1-378 (125 amino acids)
Biological process (GO): mRNA splicing, via spliceosome; maturation of SSU-rRNA
Cellular component (GO): box C/D methylation guide snoRNP complex; precatalytic spliceosome; U4/U6 x U5 tri-snRNP complex
Molecular function (GO): RNA binding
Source: RefSeq, a predicted model, not a curated record
AUGGCCGACCAAUCCGCCGCAUGGCCCGUCGCCGACCAGGCCCUCACGCAGGAGAUCCUCGACCUCGUCCAGCAGGCCUCGCACUACCGCCAGCUCAAGAAGGGUGCCAACGAAGCCACCAAGACCCUCAACCGCGGCAUCAGCGAGAUCGUCAUUCUGGCCGCCGACACCACCCCGCUUGCGAUUCUGCUGCAUCUGCCACUGUUGUGUGAGGACAAGAACACCCCAUACGUCUACGUCCCAUCCAAGAUGGCCCUCGGCCGUGCUUGCGGUGUGAGCAGGGCAGUCAUUAGCUGCUCCAUCACCACCAACGAGGCCUCCGAUCUCAUGGGCCAGAUCCGCGCGCUGAAGGACAAGGUCGAGCGUCUCAUGAUCUAA